This is a messenger RNA of Monopterus albus (swamp eel), 6767 nucleotides long. It is a transcript of the gene carm1, whose product is annotated as coactivator-associated arginine methyltransferase 1. The transcript has 16 exons. Lineage: Eukaryota; Metazoa; Chordata; Actinopteri; Synbranchiformes; Synbranchidae. The coding region runs from base 234 to 1979 and encodes 581 amino acids. Gene Ontology annotation, biological process: chromatin remodeling; peptidyl-arginine methylation, to asymmetrical-dimethyl arginine. The record is from RefSeq and is a predicted model, not a curated record. Gene Ontology annotation, molecular function: histone H3R2 methyltransferase activity.
UGCCCCUGCUGUCUGGCCCAGCCACUGCUUCGGACUCGGAGACAAAAGGCAGCAGGAAGAAAAAGAAGAUGUGGCCAUGUCGUAUGCUACCUGUGUUUACGCAAUACCCGCUUUAACCUGUCAGGUGGCGCUGUUGAACGGCGUAUCGUGUUGAUGCUCGGUCUGCCUCCAGCAGAGAGAAGUGCGUGGUUGGAUGUGAGCGCGAGCGACCUGUCUCUAUUUCCAGAUCGAAGAUGGCGGUCUCGGUGUUCCCCGGCGUGCGGCUCCUCUCCAUUGGAGACGCGAAUGGAGACAUACAGCGACACUCAGAGCAGCAGCCGCUGCGGUUAGAAGUCAAAACUACACAAGAUGCUGCCCUCAUCAAUCUCUCCAAUGGAGAGGAAGCGAGUAUGUUCAAAUGUUCCAUUUCCAGGGAGACGGAGUGCAGUCGCGUAGGGAAGCAGUCGUUCAUCAUCACACUGGGAUGUAACAGCGUCCUGCUACAAUUCUCCUCACCUGCAGACUUUCAGUCCUUUUAUAAUCUGCUGAAGAAUUGUCGCGGGCAUGCUAGUGAGCGCUCGGUCUUCAGUGACAGGACAGAGGAGUCCUCUGCUGUACAGUACUUCCAGUUUUAUGGCUACCUCUCCCAGCAACAGAACAUGAUGCAGGACUAUGUCCGGACAGGGACUUACCAGCGGGCUAUUCUCCAAAACCACACAGACUUCAAGGACAAGGUGGUACUGGAUGUUGGUUGUGGCUCAGGGAUCCUCUCCUUCUUUGCAGCUCAAGCUGGAGCCAGGAAGGUCUACGCUGUGGAGGCCAGCACUAUGGCGCAACAUGCUGAGGUGCUGGUGAACAGCAACCGUUUAGGAGAGCGGGUAGUUGUCAUUCCUGGGAAGAUAGAGGAGGUGACGCUGCCGGACCAGGUUGACAUCAUCAUCUCAGAGCCAAUGGGCUACAUGUUGUUCAAUGAGCGUAUGCUGGAGAGCUACCUGCAUGCCAAGAAGUUCCUCAAACCCAAUGGUAAAAUGUUCCCCACUAUUGGUGACGUCCACCUGGCACCCUUCACAGACGAGCAGCUCUACAUGGAGCAGUUCACCAAGGCCAACUUCUGGUACCAGCCCUCCUUCCAUGGUGUAGAUCUUUCCGCCUUGCGGGGGGCAGCAGUGGACGAGUAUUUCCGCCAGCCAAUUGUGGACACAUUUGAUAUCCGUAUUCUGAUGGCUAAAUCAGUCAAAUACACAGUCAACUUCUUGGAGGCCAAAGAAGAGGAUCUUUACAGAAUAGAGAUUCCCUUUAAGUUCCACAUGAUGCACUCAGGCCUGGUACAUGGCCUGGCUUUCUGGUUUGAUGUGGCAUUUAUGGGAUCAGUGAUGACAGUAUGGCUGUCCACAGCACCCACAGAGCCUCUCACCCACUGGUACCAGGUGCGCUGUCUGCUGCAGUCUCCCCUCUUCACGAAGGCUGGGGAUACAUUGUCCGGCACAGCUCUGCUGGUGGCCAACAAGAGACAAAGCUACGACAUCAGUAUUGUUGCCCAGGUGGACCAGACGGGAUCAAAGUCCAGCAACCUCCUGGACUUGAAGAACCCCUUUUUCAGGUACACUGGCACCAACCCUAACCCCCCUCCUGGCUCACACUACACUUCCCCUUCUGAGAAUAUGUGGAACACAGGGGUGGCCUACAGCAUGAGUCAGGGGAUGGCUGUAUCAGGGAUGCCUGCAGCUUAUGACCUCAGCACAGUCAUUGGCAGUGGCCAGUCAGUGACUCACAACAACCUCAUCCCCCUGGUGAACACAGGGAUUGUAAACCACACCCACUCCAGGAUGGGCUCCAUCAUGAGCACAGGAAUUGUCCAGGGAGCCACUACAGGCCAGUCUGGUCCCAGCAGCAGUGGUACUUACUAUCCCGUUACCAACCAGUUCACCAUGGGGGGUGCUGCCAUCUCCAUGGCUUCACCUAUGGUCAUCCCCAGCAACACCAUGCAUUACGGCAGCUAAGACGAAGACCUCUUCAGCCUUCCCACCCCUGCAUGACAGAUCCCCAAGCCCUCUCAGUGGAGCUCUUCAGUCUGCUGGCCCCAACCCCCACCUCAAUCCUUCAGUCCUGACUGACACAUCAUCUACAGCCAAAAUCAAUAUACCAAAACCAGUGUUGUGCUGGCACUUCCUCCCUGUGCUCAUCAUUCAAAUUCUACCCUGUUCGAUCCAGCACUAUAAGAAUGAUCAAGCUCUCUCUGAUCCGUCCAGGCUGCUGUCUUGUCAACAGCUGCUAUCUCCUUCACCUUUUCUCCCUCUUGGAUUGACUGAGACUGUAAAAGGUGCACAGUUGAGAUGCAGAAUAGUUAGUCUGUCCCCUUCCUGGGUUUCCACCCUCUUUUGAUUCAGUCCCUCCACUCCUUUUUCUCUUAUGUGUCAUGAUGACCCGAUAGUACGGUAUUUGUCCAAACCCAUCCUUCCCUAAAAUCUACUUGUUGCCAGAUACCAGCAUCAGUCCGUCCCCACAUUUCUGCACAUCUCUGUGCCGCACCUACAUGGAAGUUUUUCAUCUGUAUAUUAGGACAAUUUUGCCACCAUCAACACUCCUCUCUGAGCUGCGACCUUGGCUUUUCAUAUCAGAUCCAGUCUUCAAACCUCUCUGCACAAGAAACUGACUGCUGCCAGAUAAAACAGGUCAUUUUAAAGGAUCAGUCCACACAAACCACAAAACAUUUUUCCUGCUUACUCCUCCUAUAGUUUGGUUUUUGAUGGAAGUAAAUGUAUCAGAAAACUGAAGCUAUCUACAUGGCUAAACAGCCAAAGGAGUAUGUGGAAUAUAUACUCUUCUUAUUUGGACAAACAAACCAUCUAUGCUCUGCUCAUUAUGCAAUGUGUGGCUCUGCUUAAAAGCAGAACUACACAACCUCAGCUUUUGGGAGACUGGCAUCCUGGUCACCUUCCAUGCUGAGUCAUGAAAAAAUUGGCACCAUAAUCAUGUGUGUGUGUGUCUGGAAAUUAGAUUGAUGGGAGCAAACCAAAACCAGAAUAUAGUGAGCCACGUUAAAACAGCGAGCCAGAAGGAGCUGUAGAGCGAUAUAGAUGCUAUAAGACUUAAACUGAGGGCAGCAUUUGCUGGUUCUCAUUGGCUUUAUCACCGCGAGUGACACUUGUCACAUCACAAAUGUUGUUUACAUAAAAAUAUUAAUGAAUGCAGUUUUAAAUAUACUGGUACUUCUUACCCAGACCUGUGAGGUUAGCCUAGCAUCAUUUCAAGGCCAGAAAUUGAGGUUAUCUCAAAUGAUCUCCUUUAAAAGUGAAAAUAUCAAUUUUCCAAAAACUCCAAAGCUGUCUCAACAUAACAUAUCCUGUUUACUUAAUAGUGAAAACAAAACUUAAAAACAAGACAGUGUUUUGGCGCUUUAGAGCUGGAGGCAUUUCUUGACCAGCACUAGCUUGCUUCAGUGCCUGCAUGCAGCAACACACGAGUUCUGUCCUUAUACUUGUAAUAGGGUUGCCAGGUUUAGCACCGUUCAGAGUGAACAAAAGCCCAGGUGACACUUUCAUGUCUUACAACCAGUUUAUUUGUAUUGCAUUUUGUCUGGUUUUUCGUAGAGCUAACAACUUUCUUGUCCUGCUAAUAAUCUUGAAAUAUCUCUGUAUUGAACGCACUGAUAUUUAUGUCUUUUAGUUAUUUGACUAUGGGGUUGAUAGCAAACAAACACAUUUCCUGAAAUAUUGGAAGUAGGGUUAAGGCCCCCAAAUGAUUCAAACGAUAUUGUAUAACAUGUAAAAUCUAAUCUAAGGGAUCAGGUCUCCCUGAUCUCCUUCCAAGAACUUUCUCUGUAGUCUCAACGUGAUGAAUUGUAACACUUUUAAAAGCACUGUUGCUGUUGUCCUUGGUUUUAGAGAAAAAGUGUCAGUAGUAACUGUGUAAGAAAUGAAGAAAGAGAGCUUAAGAGAGAUGUUCAGUCCCUGCUUCCACACUACUGGCAAGUUGGUGUGCAGGCAUACUAGUCAGAUUUUGUGUUUCAGAAAGUUAAAAAAAAUUGUCAGACGCAGCUGCGUACAGCUGCCUUUAGCAUUUGGCAAUUCCAAGAGAUGCCAAUCAAUUAGCAACCUGUGAGUGAUGAUGUUGUAUUUUAUAAUACCAAGCAUUGAAAGUGACCAGUGGGUUAAGUCUCCCAAAAAUGUGUCUUUGUUGAAGCUACAGCAAUGUAGUCUUGUAAACCUGAAACAAGCCUGCUGUUGCUCCCAUUGCCCUCUUUCUUCACCUGGUACCUGGAUUCUAACUGAGAGAACAUUGCUACUGCAGCUCCUCCUCCUCAGCCAGUCAUUUGUUGAGCCAGAUUGUUCUGGUUUAGUUGGAGGAAGCAGAUUUGGAGAAGGAACCUGAAAAGGACCAAUAUAACCCAGAGCAGCAGCCAGCUGGCUGUGAGAAGGACAAAAGAUUCUCCUCCCAACCACCUCUGAGACUGUUGCAAAGUGACUUUAUUGUCGAGGCAUGUGAGACUGGCCUAGUCCACCCACUCCCCUCUUCAUCUGUUCACUCUGUAUAACCUCCAACAUAUCACGUCCCCAACACACCCAAUGGCCUCUUCUCAUGAGGAGGGAGAGAGACAUGUAUGCAUUGCUUCCAGUGUCACAACUUUUGGACUUGGUUUAUUUGGGAUUUAUAAGUUAGGAAGUUUUAAGAGAGAUGAAAAAGUGUCUCUUUGUAGGAUUAACCUUAUUUUUUGUCUUUUUUUUUUCUUUCACAAACAAAAUGAGUGCAAAUUAAAAGGGGUGAUAUGUUACAAGAAGCUUUCUGGGAUCAGGUGUUGUAGUACUUUAAUUUGUUUCCUCUAGUUUCUUAAAUAGGCCAUGGGCAUCUCAGAUGUUUACCAGGUGGUAGCUAUCCUAUAGCGAUCAUGUCCCCUUUGUUAUGCUCUGUGUAGUCAAUCAUGACAUAGGAAGACUGUCAUGUUCUGUUUUUUGUCUGUUGACCAAUAACAACUUUCUCUCUGACAUCGACUUUAUUAUAUGUUAAAAUUACAAAUAUUCAAAUCAAACAGAUUGGAUGAGUAACAGUAUAAUAUGAGUUCACGGUUACAUGCUCUUGAAACAAAAUUUGAACAGUGCUCAGGAGGUUCUACUAAAUGCAAAUCUCAGACUACAUCUAUAUUAAACCAACAAAUUUAAAUGCCAUUUACAUGUGACAACAAUUUGCAUCCACUUCAGUGUUUUGUGGACAUUUUUGUACAGAUCUCUCUUAACAGUGAAACACCUGAACAGUAUGAACAUGGCCAGAGCUCUUGUUAAACUUAUUUUCAGUUGACAAUCAGCAGUGGUACAGCCAACAUCUGACAAGGAGCGGCACAUGACCCGAAUAUUAUUUUAUGGUCACGUGGGUGUCUCAGAAAAAUCACCAUAAACACAGGUUAAUGACAGCAGCUGUGCUGUAUGAUCCACUAUAUCAGUGUUUAAAAUGGGGGAUUACACAGUUGACACAAGUUAGAUGACAACAUUAAAUCAGUUUAAAGGCACCGGUUCUCUUGUGCAUUUGGCUCUAUUGGCAUUUAAAAUGAACAAUCAUGGAGAUGCGGUCGCAAGAAAAAGUAAGGGCUCCAUUUGCAAUUUUUGGUUCUUCUGCAUAAAUUGGUUAUGAAAGGUGAUCUGAGCUUCAGCAAAAUCACAAAUAGCAACAGACAUUAUUUCUAAGUUGAUAAACAAUCAUGAACUUUCAUGUCUUUAUUGAACACACCCAUUGAACAUACACAGUGAUGGUGGAAAAAGUAAUGUAAACUGGAGUCAGGUGUUAGCAAAUCUGCCACUGUAAUUGUUGAUUUGCAUGAAGUUGGAAAGGAUUAGAGUCAUAUCAAAGACUUUAGAUAUUCAUCAGUCCAAGUUAUAUUGUCUAUAAAUGGAGAUGAUUUGGUACUGUGGCUAGUUUCCAUAGAAGUGGGCGCCCAACCAAGAUCACUCCAAAGACAUAACACAGAAUGCUCAAUGAGGUUAAAAAAAAAAAAAAAAAAAACCCAAAACAGUCCCCUAGAGUAGCAGCAAAAAACUUCAAGGAUUCAUUGGAGUUGGUUAACAUCUCAUCAUUAUGAGUCAACCAUGUGCAAAUAUUGAACAGGCAUAGAAUCCACAGAGUAAGCCAUUGCUCUCCAAAUACCACAUUGCAUCAGGCCUGACGUUUGCCAGAGACCACCUUUACACUCCACAGCACUACUGGGAAAAUGUCCUGUGGACAGAUGAAACAAAGAACUGUUUCGAAAACACAGCACUACGUAUAGCGUAAAAAGAGAACCAUGUACCAACAUGUAAACAUCAUCCCAACAGUGAGGUACAGUAGAGGGAGCAUCAUGAUUUGGGGCUGCUUCUGGACCUAGACCAUUUGCCAUUGUGGAGGGGAAAAUUAAUCCCAAUUGUAUCAAGGUAUCCUACAGGUUAACGUCAAGGUGACUAUCCACAAGUUGAAGCUCAGUCGGACAAUGACCCUAAACACUAAAGUAAAUCUACUACUGAAUGGCUUUGGGGAGAAAAUCCACCUUUUGGAGUGGCCCAGACCUCAAGUCAAUAGAGAUGUGGUGGAAUGACCUCAAGAGAUCCGUUCACACUGGAUAUUCUAAGAAUAUGGCUGAGCUGACGCAAUUCUGUGAGGAAGAAGGUUCCAAAAUUCCUCCUGAAGGUCUAAUUACUAAUAGGUCUAAUCCACAGCUACAGGAAGUGCUUGCUUGAGGUUUUCGCUACCAAAGGCGGUUGAACCAGCUAUUAAAACACUUGCCAUUACUUUUUCCACCAUCACUUUGCAUCUGUAAUGGGUGUGGU